Molecule: messenger RNA, 753 nt
Organism: Octopus sinensis (East Asian common octopus)
Lineage: Eukaryota; Metazoa; Mollusca; Cephalopoda; Octopoda; Octopodidae
Product: tigger transposable element-derived protein 7-like
Exons: 2
Coding region: 1-753 (250 amino acids)
Cellular component (GO): nucleus
Molecular function (GO): DNA binding
Source: RefSeq, a predicted model, not a curated record
AUGUACUCAUCUUCCAAAAAUGCCUGGAUGACAAGAGAUAUUUUUAUUCAAUGGUUAUUCUUAGUGAAUGAACGAAUUAAAAUGGAAAAGAGAAAAAUUUUAAUAAUUCUUGAUAACGCUUCGUGUCAUGAAAAUAAAUCGCUCUCAAAUAUCGAAUUGCUGUUUUUACCCAAAAAUACAACUCCGAUUCUCCAACCAUUGGAUAAUGGGAUAAUCAAAGCUUUUAAAGAUAAUUAUUCGAAGGCGUUAAUUGAAUUUAUUUGUUGUAUAGAUGAAGAAGAUUUUUACUGCGACUUACUUAAAAAAAUUAAUUUACGCCAAUCAUUGAUAAUAGUAUCGAAAUCGUGGCAAAAUGUAUCCUCCGAAAUAAUUACAAAUUGUUGGGAUAAUACUUUCGGCAAUGAAAUAUUUGUUGUUUCUGAUAAUCUGACGGAUGAUGUUAUAGAACAAGUUGUAGACGAAGUGUUGGAAAAUACGGAAAGCAGCGAUAAUGAAGAAAUUUUUUACAGUGGUAUGCAAAAUAAACAGACUACGGUCAAAGAAGUAGUAGCAAAAGUGAAUGAAUUGGAAGAAUCAGUUCUAGAUAUAGCUCCAAUUUUGUUAAAUGAUUUUUACUGCUUCAGACAAAAUUUGUUCAUUUUUGGAACACUUAGUGUUCCAACUUCAAAUGGGAAAAGGGAAAGGACAUCGCUAAGGCUGAGGGAAGUUAUGCAACGGUCUGGUCAGCUUUCCAUCAAGACUAACAGCCACUGA